CUUUCGCAGGUUUUCUUCAUCAUUUUUCCUUCCUUUCUACGUGAAGGGAUGGAAUGAACUCAUGUCUCCUAUGGAACAUCUACCACUUUUUUCUUAGUGAAAUAUACAUAUAUACAUAUACAUACAUAUAUAUACACACACAUAUUUCCAACUCUGUGUCUCCUUGUCAGAUAGAUCUCAAGUUACAGGAAAACUUCCAUAUAUAUAUAUAUAUAUAUAUAUAUAUUUCAGCAAUUUUUCUGAUCUAAUCGAGACCCACGCACCUUCCAAAAUGCAAAGCCUGAGAUAGUUUUUCCAUAUUUUGCUGAUGUCUUCCUCACUCUUCUAUAUGUUGUCAAAGUCGCUUUCCCAAACAACCUCACAAAUCCCAGUUUGCUCGGAAGCGGAUAUAGCUGCUCUUCUCAGCUUCAAAGCUAGAAUCUUGAAGGACACCACUGAUUUCCUCUCUAAGUGGACAGGAAACGGCCGCUGUGAUGGAGGCUGGGAGGGUGUACAGUGUGAUACAAACGGGAGACUUACCGGAUUGCUGCUGCAAAGACCUGAUAGAGACAUUAGCCGUUACAUGAAGGGCACUCUUUCCCCUUCUCCGGGCAAUCUACUCUUCUUGGAGGUAAUGGUUAGAAGUGGGAUGCAACAUAUGAGAGGUCCAAUUCCUAAAAGCUUCUCAAAUCUAAUCCACCUCCCUCAGCUGGUCCUAGAAGACAAUGCCCUCGAAGGAAAUAUUCCUCCAGGUUUAGGUCAUUUGUCCUUACUCCAGACCCUCUCACUCAGUGGGAACCAUUUGCGGGGGCAGAUCCCUCCAAACCUAGGAAAUCUCGGUAAUCUUCAAUUUAUAAAUUUAUCAAGAAAAAGUGUUCAGAUAAUGUCAAAUUUGCAAAAGGUCAAGCUCUCAAACAACCAAUUGAGGUCAGAUCUUUCAGAAUUCAGAUUGCCAGGCUGGCUCUCCUCGAUUGAUCUUCACUCAAAUCAGCUUACUGGGUCUAUCUCAAGGAUCUUGAAUAACAAAACGAGCAGCUUUUUAGAGCUUAUAGACGUAUCGAGUAAUCACAUUACAGGCAGCAUUCCUGAACUGAGGGAAGGCUUGAACUUGAAAGUGCUCAACGUUGCUAGCAAAGGGAUUUCAAGCCACCUCCCCAGUUUAAUUUCAAACCUGACUAAACUUGAAAGGUUUGAUGUUUCAAGGAACCAGAUUAACGGCGCCAUCCCUACAGGUUUAGGCCUAUUGAUAAAACUUCAAUGGCUUGACCUGUCCAUCAAUGGACUCUCAGGAAGAAUCCCGAAUAACUUGUUGGGUAUUGAAGGCCUAAGACUUGCCAACUUCAGAGCAAACAGACUAUGUGGAGAGAUACGAAGGCCAUACAAUAUCCUCCCCGCAGCUGCCUAUUCCCACAAUUGUGCGUGUGGCAAACCUCUGCCACCUUGUAGGACAAUGAAACAAGUGUCCAAUGAGAUAUAG
Messenger RNA from Carya illinoinensis, 1456 nucleotides. RefSeq names its product DNA damage-repair/toleration protein DRT100. Lineage: Eukaryota; Viridiplantae; Streptophyta; Magnoliopsida; Fagales; Juglandaceae. Gene Ontology annotation, molecular function: protein binding. The record is from RefSeq and is a predicted model, not a curated record.